GCAAUUUUAGUGCAAUAUUCACACCACUGUUUCCCAAAAUGUGUGCAGAUAUUGUAACGUUUCAGGGUUUUUGUGACAUUUUGUCCCUUUUUGUUUAAGUUUUUUUUGCACAUUUCUUGCCUUAAUUGUGCUGUUUUUAGUCCAUAUUUGUACAUUUUUGUUGUCUCACAUGAUCGUACAACCAUCUUCGUUUUAAACUGUAAUUUUGUGAGCAUUUUUUGUUCUCUCCUUUCUUUUAAGAUUUCUUUUUAAUUUUAUACCGUUUCGUUGAAUUUUUGGACCAUUUUCAUUUCUUUCUGCACAGUUUUUAUGCCAGUGUUUAGUAACAGUUUGGUCAUUUGUUCACUGACUUUGAUAGUGUUCCAAGAUUUACUGAAUUGUUGUGAAUUUCAGAGAGAGCAGGAGAGAGAGAGACUCAGGAAUAAAGGAGGGGAGGGAGACUAAAGAGACCCAGUGAGAGAGAGUCCUGGUCUUCAGUUGGAUUAUGGCUCCCAGGAGGAUGGAAACUAAACCGGUGAUCUUCUGUCUGAAGACGCUGCUGCUGCUCUACUCCUUCAUCUUCUGGGUGACAGGUGUUGUCCUGCUGUCGGUGGGUUUGUGGUGGAAGUUCAUGUUGGGCCCCUACAUGCUGCUGAUCUCCAGCGGCCCCUCCAACGCUCCGUACAUCCUCGCCGGCACCGGAGUCGCCAUCGUGCUGUUCGGACUGUUUGGCUGCUUCGCUACCUGUAGGGGGCGCCCCUGGAUGCUGAAACUGUACGCCGCGUUCCUAUCUCUGGUCUUCAUGACUGAACUCAUCGCUGGAAUCUCUGGAUUUGUCUUUCGCCACGAGAUUAAAGGGACGUUCCUCACGACGUACAGCGAAGCAGUGACGAGAUACGACGGACGAGACGACAGGAGUCUGGCUGUGGACGGUGUUCAACGUAGACUACACUGCUGUGGAGUUUAUAACUACACCAGCUGGUUCAGCAGUGUGUAUUUUCCGGUCAGUGGGAUUCCUGCCAGCUGCUGUGUUAGUUUCUCUGACUGCAGCUCAGCCGACUUGAAGAACGCAACUCUGGCUGCUCACAAAGUCCACAAACAGGGUUGUUAUGAGUUGGUGACGUCCUUCAUAGAGGGAAACAUGGGAAUCAUCGCUGGUGUUACCUUUGGCAUUGCCUUCUCUCAGUUGAUCGGGAUGUCUCUGGCAUGCUGUUUGUCUCGCUUCAUCAACGCCAACCAGUACGAGAUGGUUUGACAGAAAAGAGACGAUGUAGGUCAGCAUGUAAACUCCGGGAGAGACACACAGCAUCUUGUAUAAACACAAAUCCCACGACACUCUUGUUGUAUUUAUUGAAAUAUCUGAAUUUCUUAGACUUCUUGCCCUCUGCUCUUUGUUUCUCACUCCAGGAUUAAUUUUUCAGAUUGUUGUGGCCUAAAAUGUCAGAUUUCACUGCAGAUACAUACAACAACACAUGGUUUUCUUUGCUGCCCCCAAGUGGACAAAUAAGUAUAAUAAUAAAAAAAAAGGUCACACAGAAUGAAUGUGGAUUGGCUGAAGCUGUGUUAAUCGUUUUUUUUGCCACUUUCAUGAAGAUGAACUCUAGUCCUUUGUAUGAAACUCUUUUGUGGGUUCAGGUCAAGAAAUAAUGAAUAAGCAAUAGUAAAUAAAUUGAGAAUAAUAUCAUGGUGCCACCUUGGGCGUCAAUCUGAAACGUUUCCUGUAGUUUUUAUUUUGUUGAUGAUGUGUUUUCUGUAAAAAUAUAAUAUAUUUACGUAAAUAUAAAAUUUAAAAACUUUUUGUACAUUUUGAUUUAAAAGUCUGAUAAAGACUAUGUUAGAGGUUGAGUUGAGAUAUAUUUGAGUUCAUUUUAGGGACCAAUUUCUGACCCAGAGGCCCCUGAACGCACCAUGUGUUAUCACUGAUAAUAUUGCUUUGCUGUUUGUCAGGUUGUUAUGAGUGUUGGCGUCAGAAACAAAUUCAUGUGACACUUAAUUUAACAGUAAUUUAAUGUUUUUUUUAGUGGGAGUGAAGCUGUGUGUUAAAACUGUAAAACUUCAUCUGAUCACAAAUAAAAACUUAAAAUUUCAGUCAAUAAUGUUGAAGGUUUAUAUAUUGAAGAUAAUUAUAUUCAUAA
Messenger RNA from Morone saxatilis (striped sea-bass), 2114 nucleotides. RefSeq names its product tetraspanin-7-like. The coding region runs from base 485 to 1234 and encodes 249 amino acids. Gene Ontology annotation, cellular component: membrane. The record is from RefSeq and is a predicted model, not a curated record. NCBI's taxonomy places the organism in Eukaryota, Metazoa, Chordata, Actinopteri, Moronidae. The transcript is spliced from 8 exons.